Messenger RNA from Talaromyces rugulosus, 1389 nucleotides. RefSeq lists its product as uncharacterized. The record is from RefSeq and is a predicted model, not a curated record. The transcript has a single exon. The coding region runs from base 1 to 1389 and encodes 462 amino acids. Gene Ontology annotation, molecular function: pre-mRNA 3'-splice site binding. Gene Ontology annotation, biological process: mRNA splicing, via spliceosome. Gene Ontology annotation, cellular component: spliceosomal complex. Lineage: Eukaryota; Fungi; Ascomycota; Eurotiomycetes; Eurotiales; Trichocomaceae.
AUGUCUCGAAAACCCACCGACGUGCCCUCAAAAGAGCGUAACGAAUACAUCCCGUCGUUUAUUGCGCAGAAACCAUUCUAUAUCGACGACGAAUCCUCGGCGGCAGAUUAUCUCGAGCAUCAGCGUCUGAAAAAACAGGCUGCAGACUCGAAAUGGUACGAUCGAGGGAAGCGCGCAGGGCCUGCCGCCACCAAAUAUCGAAAGGGUGCUUGUGAGAACUGCGGUGCGAUGACACACAAAACAAAAGAGUGCCUCAGUCGACCUCGAAAACAAGGAGCGAAAUGGACAGGAAAGGAUAUCCAGGCAGAUGAGGUCCUUCAAGACGUGGACCUGGGCUGGGAUGCGAAGCGAGAUCGUUGGAACGGCUACGACGCUAGUGAAUAUCAAAACGUCGUUGAAGAAUAUGAGGAACUUGAGACCCUCAAAAAGCAGACAAAGAAGGCUGUUGGUGGCGCUGAAGAUAAUGACGAAAGCGACGGCGAAGGUCAGGAAGAGGCCCGGUAUGCGGAGGAGUCUGAUAUGGGUCGACAACAGAGUACGGCGACCAGGAAUCUUCGUAUCCGUGAAGAUACUGCCAAGUAUCUUUUGAACUUGGAUCUCGACUCAGCGAAAUAUGACCCAAAGACGCGUUCGAUGCUUGACUUGGGCGCACAAUCCGAUCAAGCGUCCGCUCUCGUUGCCGAAGAGAACUUUAUUCGAUCAUCCGGAGAUGCGGCAGAAUUCGAAAGAGCGCAAACCUAUGCAUGGGAAUCCCAGGAACGCGGUGAUAAACAGCACCAUCUUCAGGCGAACCCAACGUCGGGCGAGAUCCUCCGGAAACGAGAAUUGGCUGACACUGAAGCGAAGCGUCAGGCACAACGGAAAGCUCUUUUUGACAAGUAUGGUGGCGAAGAGCAUCUACAAGCUGCGCCAUUACGCGAUGCCGCCGUCAUUGAAAAUGAGAGAUUUGUUGAAUAUGACGAAACAGGUGCCAUCAAGGGAGCACCUAAGAAGGCUGUCAAAUCAAAAUACGCAGAGGAUGUACUUACCAACAAUCACAAAUCGGUAUGGGGAAGUUGGUGGUUCAAUUUCGAAUGGGGCUACGCUUGUUGUCAUUCCACAACCAAAAACAGUUAUUGUACUGGUGAGGACGGGCUCAGGGCUGCUAAAGAUGUACGCAGCUUGGCAAUCCUCGACGCCGCAGAGCAAAAUGGUCUUGAAGAGCAGGCACAAGAAGAAGAAGAAGAAGAAGAGAAGCCCCGCAAUGUGGAUAUUGAUAGUAAGAAGCGGGAUCUCCAUGCCCUUCAUCAGGGAAUCGACGAAGAGGAGCUCGAGUCGUAUAAGCGAAGUCGUAUGGAUGCAGCCGACCCCAUGGCUGCAUUCUUAGGGAAGGAUGAGUUGAUUCAGUAG